AAGAGGACUUUCUCGCCUUUCCUCUCUUCUUUUUUUCCUUUUCUCCAAUCAGAAAAAAAUAGAAAAAAAAUAAAAACAAACAGCAAACCCUAAUUCGGUUCUUUCGCUCUCUUUCGUACUUUCUGUUUUUGGUUCAUAAAUUCCUGCAACACACCUAGCAACCCCAAUUAUUUCCAUUUUUCUUGCAAUUAACACCCAUCCACAAGCAUCAUCAUUUCCAUUUAUAUAUAUAUAUAUUAUCAAAUUUACAUUCUGAUAGAUAUCUCUUGUUAUAAUAAUCAUUGUAUAGGGAGAGACUGUGAGAGAGAAACAAGGAAGAGAUUGAAAAUUGGUUUGAUUUUGAAGAGGAGAAAGAAAGAGGAUGGAUGGAAUACCGCACCCAAUUCCUCGAACCGUUGAAGAAGUUUUCAGCGACUUCAGAGGCAGACGCAAUGGCUUGAUCAGGGCUCUCACCACUGAUGUUGAGAAGUUCUACCAACAGUGCGACCCAGAAAAGGAGAACCUGUGUCUAUAUGGACUUCCAAAUGAGACCUGGGAAGUUAAUCUGCCUGUGGAAGAGGUGCCUCCUGAGCUUCCUGAGCCAGCUCUGGGUAUAAAUUUUGCUAGAGAUGGAAUGCAAGAGAAGGACUGGUUAUCACUUGUUGCAGUUCACAGCGAUUCUUGGUUGCUUGCAGUAGCAUUUUAUUUUGGUGCGCGCUUUGGGUUUGGUAAGAAUGAAAGGAAGAGGCUUUUCCAGAUGAUAAAUGACGUCCCAACAAUAUUUGAAGUUGUGUCAGGAAAUGUGAAGCUUCCCAAGGAACAAUCUGCAACUCAUAACAACAGUAGCAAAAGCAAAUCAAGUGGGAAAAUGCAAUCUCGGCAAUCUGAACCUCAGACCAAGGCAGUGAAGAUGUCUCAACCACCCAAGGAAGAUGAUGCCAGUGGAGAAGAGGAAGAUGAAGAUGAUGAACAGGGUGCAACUUGUGGCGCAUGUGGUGAAAGCUACGGCACUGAUGAAUUCUGGAUUUGCUGCGAUGUAUGUGAGAGAUGGUUCCAUGGCAAAUGUGUCAAGAUUACACCUGCAAAGGCUGAGCAUAUCAAGCAGUAUAAAUGCCCAGGUUGCAGUGGCAAAAGGGCUAGAGUUUAAAGUUGGAUGCUGAAGCUGGAUUGACAUUUGUGAAACAAAGCAGACAAGGUUUAGAACUUCACCUUGGCAGUUUCUAAAACGUUAAACAGAACCAGUUGCCCAUUCUAGUCAAUGAAUUUGAAUGACUGCUGAUUGGAUUUUAAGUUUCAUUACUUCUGGUUGCUGUCAUGUCUAAUUUCCUUGGGAAUUGUGUUUUAAAUAGUUGGUGGCAACUACAGAUAUUCUAUUAUAUAUGUUCAUGCAGAUUUCUUUUCUAUCCUGUUCUGGAUUCCUAUUUUAUUUAUCUCCUUAUUCCCA
Messenger RNA from Hevea brasiliensis (rubber tree), 1423 nucleotides. RefSeq names its product PHD finger protein Alfin1. Gene Ontology annotation, biological process: regulation of DNA-templated transcription. The coding region runs from base 362 to 1126 and encodes 254 amino acids. Gene Ontology annotation, cellular component: nucleus. The record is from RefSeq and is a predicted model, not a curated record. Lineage: Eukaryota; Viridiplantae; Streptophyta; Magnoliopsida; Malpighiales; Euphorbiaceae. The transcript is spliced from 5 exons. Gene Ontology annotation, molecular function: transcription cis-regulatory region binding; transcription coregulator activity; histone binding.